UCGGAGCCACAGCCACCAUCGUCGCGGAGAUGCUCGAGAACGAAAACGUGCCGAUAACCGAGGAGGACGCGACGCUGCUCGCGCUGGGAAUACACACCGACACCGGGUCGCUCACAUUCGAGGCGACCACGCCGCGGGACGCCGACGCCCUCGCGUAUUGCCUCCGCAUGGGCGCCAGUCAGAAAGUGUUGGCUGAGUACGUGAACCCGAGUUUAACCGCAGAGCAACGAGAGGUGAUCGCGCGGGGCAUGACGGACGUGGUAAAGACGACGGUGGAGGGGAUCACCGUGUCAAGGGUCCACGUGGAGUGCGAGGAGUACUCGCCGGGCAUGGCGACGUGCGCCAAGGAGGUUUUGGACCUGACGGAUUCGGACGUGCUCUUCAUGGCGGUUUCCUACGUGCACGGCAAGAAGAACCCGUACAGGCACGUCAGCGUCAUCGGCCGCGCCAAACCGGUCAAGACGGUCGACCUCGGCGCGUUGCUCAAAACGCACCUCAACGGCGGCGGGCACCCCAAGGCGGCGUCCGCGGCGUUCCGGAUGGAUCAGGAGAUUUCUUCGUCGAGUUCGCUCGAGGCGUUUCGCGCGAGCGGCGACGUGGAGGGAAUCCUCGACGAGCUGGUGCGACGCGUGUGCGUCGAGCAGGUCCCGCCCGAGCGCAAGGCUCGGGACGUGAUGAGGCACUCGCGACACGUGGUGGCGGCGACGCCGGAGAUGACCAUGGCGGAGGUUGGCGAGUUUCUGGACGUUCACGACCACCGAGCGUGCCCGGUGAUAUCGGGCGAGGGGAUACUCGUGGGCGUGGUGUCGGUCACCGAGGUGGACGUGGCGACGAUCAAAGGCCAGCUGGACAGACCGGUGAGCGGGUACAUGAAGCUUCGAAGCGCCGUCACCCCGAACACGCCGGUGAGCGAGUGCGAGCGGAUCCUGGUGGAGCAGGGCGAGGGGUGCAUACCGGUCGUGGCAAACUACGACGAGCCCCGCAGGCAGUGGCGGAUGGAGGGACUCGUGACCCGAGCGACCAUACUGAAGACGCACGAGUACUACAGGAGGAACAGGCUGCGAUCGAGGAACGGCGGCGGGCUGCUGGCGGAGAGGGACGGGGACAAGGCGGCGCCGAAGGUGACGGUCAACCCCGAGGUGUUCUUCGACUCGGAGAUGCUGGGUUUGGCGGAGAACACCAAGACGGUUCCGGAGGCGGACGACUCCGUCGCGGAUGCCGGCGCUUGAGACGAACCGUUUGGCUUAUUUUUGAAAUCGCACCUGAUAGGCGGGAGCGGCGAGACGAGCUUAGACCGUUAUUAAAGUGAGAGCUAAAACUGUUUCGCC
Messenger RNA from Micromonas commoda, 1328 nucleotides. RefSeq lists its product with no specific name. Bases 30 to 1229 code for a protein of 399 amino acids. NCBI's taxonomy places the organism in Eukaryota, Viridiplantae, Chlorophyta, Mamiellophyceae, Mamiellales, Mamiellaceae. The record is from RefSeq and is a predicted model, not a curated record. The transcript has a single exon.